AUGGUACUCAGUCUUUCCGAGGAUAACGCUAAUCAGCUUAUCGACGAGGCACUCAUUGCGUGCGAGCGAUUUACUAUAGAUCAUUUGCGAACACAGAACUGCAUUGAGUUUCUUAAAUUAGCCCAAACCCUUGAGCUUGAGCAGCUGAGGCACAAGGCGAUGGAAUAUAUAGAGUGGAACUUCCUGCAAGUCGUCAAAGAGGAUGAUUUUGUCGAGCUCUCAGCUUUUCAGAUAACUUCUCUGCUCGGUAGCAAUAAUCUGAAGGUGAAGAGGGAGGAUAGAGUGUAUGAAGCAGUAUGGAGGUGGUACAAGCAUGAUCCAGAAAAUAGGGAUCAAGACCUGGACGUGGUUUUAAAAAAAAUUCGAUUCCGUCAAAUCAGCACAAAAUUUCUCAAGACGCGAGUACUUCCUGAACUUGUUGAAGGUGAAGGAAGAUGCCGCUUGGAUGUGGAACAAGUUCUCACAUCAAGACGACUGUCGCAAGAAAAUAACGAUCCAGGAACACCGCGGAACUCACGCAAGAUUAUCUACUUGCUCAGCAUGAAGACAACCCGGGUUGACACGUUUGACGAGGAACAGCGCGCAUGUGUGCCUUGCCCUGAUCUUGCGUCAUGGGAUGUUGGCAGAGAUGAUAACUACCGCUGUGCAGUUAUUGUGCAGGACGAGUUGUAUGUUGUAUCCAAAAAAGCGGUGAACCGGUUUAAUCCGGUUACAAGAAAAUGGACGUGGGUCGGUGAAGGCCGUUCUGUACGUGAAGCUGGGGUUUGUUCUUAUAAACACAACAUUUAUGUACUUGGUGGCAAACCUGAUGCUAUGGCUGCGCACAAGUUUGAUGUGUGCCUCGGAAUAUGGAAUUCCUUGCCGGAGAUGAUCAGGCCUCGACGAUGUACCGGUGUGGUCGUCUUGGGUCGAAAGAUUUACGUCGUGGGUGGCCUUAAUGACGAUGGUCUGCUGACCACCAUGGAACGCUUUCACUUGAGGUCUCAAAAAUGGAAAGAGCUGCCUGGCCUUCAAGAGUCCCGCUUCAGUAUGGGCGUGGCUACUUGGGCAGGAAGUAUUUUUGUAUUUGGUGGACGGAGUGACCGCCAAAGUUUAAAGAGCAUGGAAGUGUAUUACCCUAAAGAAGAGAGAUGGGUGUCUGCGCCUGCGCAGUUAAACGAUGACAGGAGUGAGUUUGGUCACGUGGUAUACAAAAACAAGAUCUAUUGUUUUGGUGGGCGCGGAGUAAACACGGUCGAGUGUUAUGAUUAUUUGAAUCAGCAGUGGCGCAUUGUGGGUAGAGUCAGCGAUAACACUUACUCUGUCAACUGUUUAGUUUAUCCUCCCUUGAACUGA
Messenger RNA from Orbicella faveolata, 1335 nucleotides. RefSeq names its product kelch-like protein 7. Gene Ontology annotation, molecular function: protein binding. NCBI's taxonomy places the organism in Eukaryota, Metazoa, Cnidaria, Anthozoa, Scleractinia, Merulinidae. The record is from RefSeq and is a predicted model, not a curated record.